This is a messenger RNA of Octodon degus (degu), 679 nucleotides long. RefSeq names its product eukaryotic translation elongation factor 1 epsilon-1. The record is from RefSeq and is a predicted model, not a curated record. NCBI's taxonomy places the organism in Eukaryota, Metazoa, Chordata, Mammalia, Rodentia, Octodontidae. The transcript has a single exon. The coding region runs from base 27 to 551 and encodes 174 amino acids. Gene Ontology annotation, cellular component: nucleus; aminoacyl-tRNA synthetase multienzyme complex; cytoplasm. Gene Ontology annotation, biological process: positive regulation of DNA damage response, signal transduction by p53 class mediator.
CUUCUGUCAGGUGCUGGGGCCGGAAGAUGGCGGCGGCUGCCGAGUUGAAGCUGCUGGAGAAGUCGCUGGGGCUGAGUAAGGGUAAUAAGUACAGCGCUCAGGGCGAGCGACAGAUUCCAGUUCUUCAGACAAACAAUGGCCCAAGUUUAACAGGAUUGCUAACAAUAGCAACUCAUCUAGUCAAGCAAGCCAACAAGGAACAUUUUCUGGGAAGCACAGCAGAAGAAAAGGCAAUGAUUCAGCAGUGGUUGGAGUACAGGGUCACACGAGUAGAUGGACACUCUAAUAAGGAAAAUGCCCACACACUCCUGAAGGAUCUUAAUUCAUAUCUUGAAGAUAAAGUCGACCUUACAGGAUACAACCUUACCUUAGCAGACAUCCUAUUGUACUAUGGACUUCAUCGCUUUAUAGUUGACCUGACAGUGCAAGAAAAGGAGAAAUACCUUAAUGUGUCUCGCUGGUUUUGUCACAUUCAGCACUAUCCAGGCAUCAGGCAACAUCUGUCAAGUGUUGUCUUCAUCAAGAACAGACUAUAUGCCAACUCUCACUAGAAGUUACGCAUGGCCUACAGAAGUGUGAUUAAAAGUGUUUAAAUGGAAAGUGUAUUCUUUACACAGGACUAACAAAUAUGCAGUCAUUGUUUAUUUAUUGGAGCUGGUAGAAUUUUUAGAAGCAUAAA